AUGACUCCCAGAUCCCUGAUCGCCGCUCCAUCUGUGAUGACGUCAUCCGCAUCGUCGCUUACGUCACAUCUGUUAUCUCCGCCGUCGCUUUCGUCGCCGCCUUUGUCGUCAACGUCCGCUCGUAGCUGGCUGCUGGCUGCCGGCGCCUCAUUCUCAUUGGUCGCCGCGUUUUCCGGGAUGGCAACGGUGGCGGCGAAGGAGCGGCCCGAGGUGGAUCUGGGUCGCGACACGGAGGUGGUGCUGUACCAGUACGAGGCGUGCCCGUUCUGCAAUAAGGUCAAAGCCUUCCUGGACUACUACGACAUCCCAUACCGCGUGGUGGAGGUGAACCCGGUGGGAAAGAAGGAGCUCAAGUGGUCGCCCUACAAGAAGGUCCCCGUGCUCGUCGUCAACGGCGAGUCGCUCGUCGACUCCUCAGCCAUCAUAUCAGAGCUGCACCGCCGCCUGAACCCCUCCAAGGCCACCAACAUCCCUGCCGCCACCCCUGCUGCUUCCGCCGCCGCGUCCGCCGCGGCGGCUUCCGCGCCUGGCGCGUAUGCCAGCGCCAUCGGCGGCGGGAGUGGCAGCAACGCGGGCGGGACUAGCAGCAGCGGGGGCGGUGGUGUGGCGGAGGGUGUGGCGGAGGUUGUGGGGCACGUGGGCGAGCGGGGCGUGGCGGAGGGACAGGCGGAGGAGGAGCUGGACGAGGAAACCCGAUGGCGCAGGUGGGUGGACGGGCACUUGGUGCAUCUGCUCUCGCCCAACAUCUACCGCUCGCCCUCUGAAGCACUAGAGGCAUUUGACUACAUUGCCACCAAUGGCAACUUCACGGCAUGGGAGCGCAUGAUGGCUCGCUACUUUGGAGCGGGCGCCAUGUAUGUGAUCGGGAAGAAGCUCAAGAAGAAGCACGGCAUAGCAGACGAGCGCGCCGACCUCUACAAGGCGGCUGAUGAGUGGGUGGCGGCUCUCGGCGACAGGAAGUUCCUUGUGCUCUGUUCUAUCCUUCCCCCACCUCCUCCCCCCCUUCCCCCCCACCUCUUCCCACCCUCCAUUUUCUGUUUGUUUCUUCUUUUGUUUGGUUCCGUGCCAACAGGAGGAGAGACCCCGAACCUCGCUGACCUGGCGGUGUUUGGAGUGCUGCGGCCAAUCAGGCACCUGACAGCUGGCAGGGACAUGGUGGCGAAUUCGAGCAUAGGGCCAUGGUACGAGCGCAUGGAGGAGCACGUGGGGGCUUCUGCCAGGAUCACCGCUGUUGAAGGUGCUGCUGUGGGCAAGGUCACGGUGCUGCUGCAGAGCAGUAGGGGUCCAGGUGCCCGAGGGCAAGACAGGCUAGAGGGUUCGAGCUUGGGGGGGGACGUGGCAGGACCAGAUGAAGAUGGUGGCGGUCCCUGCUGUUGGAAGAAGCAGGUAGGGGUGGAGGUGCGCUGCAGAGGUGAAGGCUCUGCUGCUUUGACGGUGGAUGGUCGUGUAGCGGCGAUUGCCGUGAGUUGA
Molecule: messenger RNA, 1470 nt
Organism: Closterium sp. Naga37s-1
Lineage: Eukaryota; Viridiplantae; Streptophyta; Zygnematophyceae; Desmidiales; Closteriaceae
Source: the annotation of a GenBank genome assembly